Molecule: messenger RNA, 1910 nt
Organism: Rhododendron vialii
Lineage: Eukaryota; Viridiplantae; Streptophyta; Magnoliopsida; Ericales; Ericaceae
Product: EID1-like F-box protein 2
Exons: 3
Coding region: 716-1483 (255 amino acids)
Molecular function (GO): protein binding
Source: RefSeq, a predicted model, not a curated record
GGUUAAUUGCAGUUAGUUUCAUCCUUUCUGAUUUGUCCACUGCAAAACCCUAAUAUGUUAGAUGUGUUGUUGAAUUUAAGCUGGUCUGGUGGGUUUUGAUCUGAUUCAAAGUCUUGAAAAAUUCUAAUGAAGUUCAAAUCAAUGCUUAUUUUCCUGGGAAAACUUCAUUUUUGGAGUCCAGGUUUUUUCUGGAUCUUAGACCUGUUGUGGUUACUUGAGAUAUACUAUGUACAAGAUAUAUAUAUAUACACACACACAUACAUAGUUGGGAAUGAAAAUUUUUGGGAGCAACCACUUUGUCUAUAUAUUGUCAAAGGUUAGGACUGUCUCCGGUCCUACCCCGCCAAAAUACCCCCCUCGAUUGGUAAUGUUUGUUGUUAUUGUGUGGAUGAGAACUGAUAUUAAACUGAUCUAAGUGAUUGUGUCCAUUUUGAUCUAUUCCGGAAGCGGUGCGGUGCGAUGAGUAUGAUUUGCUUUUUGUUUUACUUGUGCUAUAGCUUCUGAUAUAUGUGUAAAGGGCGUAGUUUCCGAUUUUAACAUAUGUGGGCAAAGUGGUCAUGCUUAUUUGGAACUGUAAAAUUUACGGAUUUUUUAGCUAGUUUUUGAGUCAACUGUUUGACUAUCACCCAGCCCACCUGAUGGGAUCAUGCCAAACAAUCUGUUUCAAUGUCCUAUAUUACGUCCGAGUUUUGAUCCUUAAGCAAGUGUAAGAUGCAUGCCCAAGGUGGAGACAAUGAUUUUAACGAAGCAGUAUCGCUGCAUACACUCAACGAGCUGUGCGUGCACGAAUGGGCAUCUAAACGAGGAUGUGAUCUUCCUAAUUUUUCGGCACUUAAACUGGAACCCAAAGUUGAUAGCCGCCUUCUCUUGUGCAUGCAAAUGGUUUGAUGAUGUUGCUAAAAGAGCACUGUGGAAGGAGUUUUGUCGGGUAAGAGCUCCUAAGAUGAUGCUUGAUCUGCAAUCUAGUGGGAGCCACAGUGUUGAUGGGAACUGGAGGGCACUUGGGAAGCUGCUUAUUUACUGUUCUGGAUCUUCCAAGGGUGGCUUGUUCAAUAAUGUCCAUAUCCCUGGCCACUUUGUUUAUAGGACCCGGUUUUCUAGGACUUCAGGGAAAAGCUUUCUUUUACCGCAAUGCAGAAGUGAUGUUCUUUAUGUUUCAGACCCUUGUGAGCAUCUUGACCAAGGGGAAGAGGGAGAUGUGGGGUUUUUCCGGGGGAUUUUCAAGUCAUUUGCAAUGUCAAAAGUUCGGAAGAUGCUGAUCAGUAGGGGAGCCCAGCUUCACCCAUCAGAGGUGUGCCCCUAUUGUAAAGCGAAACUGUGGAGCAUGCUGCAAGCAAAAAUGGUACCACAGAGUGCUAGCUGCAGAUUAGUUUCUUACGAAGACUGUGUAGAGUAUUAUGUGUGCCUUAACGGGCACGUGCUUGGAAUCUGCACUCUCUUGCCGUUAUCUGAUUCAGAGGCAUCAGAGUUGGAGGAUACUUGAAGUGAACCAAGAGAUGUAUAGAAGUUCAUGUAUACUACCAAGUCAAGGUUUCCCGAGGUGAACCUUCUCUUGCUGAAGAUCACAGCAAGGAAGCUCAGAUUGUCUGGUACCUAGGUUCGAUUAGCUUCAGAGAGAUAGAUGUCAGUAACACAAAGCUGUUGUGAGUUGAGGUUGGGCUGCUUGACUUGUUUUAGCUCUGAGAUUCAGCACCCAUAGUGGACAGAUAGUACCUCCUCGUCGAAGGUCAUUUUCCCAAAUGGUUUUUUCACGUUGCCUUGCCACUUAUUCAUGCGUGUUUGUUUCGGUUAAUGUGGUGGGCACCGUCUUCCUAAUGCAAACGCAUAAAACUGAAUUCAACAAAUGGCCAAACCUCCCUUCUCUGCUUUCGCUGUUCUCCUUUUAUAUGGCGUUUUUCAAUGAUUCGUGC